This is a messenger RNA of Oncorhynchus nerka (sockeye salmon), 2773 nucleotides long. RefSeq lists its product as uncharacterized. Gene Ontology annotation, biological process: zymogen activation. Gene Ontology annotation, cellular component: plasma membrane. Bases 330 to 2168 code for a protein of 612 amino acids. The transcript is spliced from 9 exons. Gene Ontology annotation, molecular function: serine-type endopeptidase activity. NCBI's taxonomy places the organism in Eukaryota, Metazoa, Chordata, Actinopteri, Salmoniformes, Salmonidae. The record is from RefSeq and is a predicted model, not a curated record.
UCAGCAUAUUUGAUCCAUUGGGUGGAAUUCCAAACGAGUUUAUUUUAGGUCAAGACCAUCAAUCUAUGCAUUCUCUUUUGAGUCUCUUUUGGUUUUCCACCAAUCAUACAAGGGCUAUAUUGACCACAGAACUGUCUACUCUGCAGUAAAUACAGGCACAGCACAAAUGGGGAAGUGACAGUGAGCUGUGAACUGGAAAUGCAUACUUAUAUACGUAUAUAGUAGCAUCUACAUUCACAAGACAUUUUGCGACAGAGACUGGUCAACACACUUUUCACCAGAACGCUUGUUCAGGUCGACUAGAGAAAAUACCUGUCUUUAUUUCUGACAUGAAGACCCAAAUAUGGAAUAUCUUCUGUCUGACAAUGGUCUAUCUAUGGAAUGGACCUCUACCUACAGGUGCCCAGGUCAGGCUGGUCAAUGGGAAUGGUCCCUGCUCUGGGAGAGUGGAGAUCUAUCACAACAGCCAGUGGGGAACAGUGUGUGAUGACAACUGGGAGAUGAAUGAUGCUAAGGUGGUCUGUAAACAGCUGGGCUGUGGGAGUGCUAUGAGUUCCCCAGGGUCUGCCUACUUUGGUAAGGGCACUGGGCAGAUCUGGAUGGAUGAUAUUGAAUGCUCUGGUAGUGAAAGCACACUCACACAGUGCUCACACACUACAACACAUAACUGCAAUCAUGGUGAAGAUGCUGGAGUUGUCUGUUCAGGUGCCCAGGUCAGGCUGGUCAAUGGGAAUGGUCCCUGCUCUGGGAGAGUGGAGAUCUAUCACAACAGCCAGUGGGGAACAGUGUGUGAUGACAACUGGGAUAUGAAUGAUGCUAAGGUGGUCUGUAAACAGCUGGGCUGUGGGAGUGCUAUGAGUUCCCCAGGGUCUGCCUACUUUGGUCAGGGCACUGGGCAGAUCUGGAUGGAUGAUAUUGAAUGCUCUGGUAGUGAAAGCACACUCACACAGUGCUCACACACUACAAAACAUAACUGCAAACAUGGUGAAGAUGCUGGUGUUGUCUGCCUCUCAGUUGUCUUGUUACAGCCCAACAUCUCUCUCAAUGCUCCAAAUGGAGGGAUGUUCUGGGGACUUCAGGGGCCAGAGGUGACCAGGGGCCACAGCUUCUCCAUCACCUGCUCCAUUCAGCCACAGUAUCCUGGAGGCCUCUUUUAUCUGGACUUCUCUGGGUCCAACAGGACUGAAACUGAGCCAGCAAUCAACCACUCUGCCUCCUUUCACUUUCCUGUUGCAGACUAUACAGACCAGGGGAACUACAGUUGUGUUUAUGAAGUUAAUGUCUCCACCCUGUCAUUCCAUUCUACCAAGACAGAGUUGCUGACAGUCGGCAUUCGAGUUGUCUUGUUACAGCCCAACAUCUCUCUCAAUGCUCCAAAUGGAGGGAUGUUCUGGGGACUUCAGGGGCCAGAGGUGACCAGGGGCCACAGCUUCUCCAUCACCUGCUCCAUUCAGCCACAGUAUCCUGGAGGCCUCUUCUAUCUGGACUUCUCUGGGUCCAACAGGACUGAAACUAAGCCAGCAGUCAACCACUCUGCCUCCUUUCACUUUCCUGUUGCAGACUAUACAGACCAGGGGAACUACAGUUGUGUUUAUGAAGUUAAUGUCUCCACCCUGUCAUUCCAUUCUACCAAGACAGAGUUGCUGACAGUCAGCAUUCGAGCAUCCAUAGUCCCCAUUAUUGCCUCUGGUGCAAUAGGCGGGCUACUGCUCCUCCUCCUACUGCUCAUUCCUUGUCUAGUCUGGAGGAAGAUAAGCAGCAGAGAGCAGUCUAUUAUGAUAAACCCAAGAGAAACGAGGGAGGGAAAUGAUGAAGAGGACUAUGUCAACGUAGAAACCUUUGUCAACAAGCGAAAAUAUGAAGACCUGAAAAAAGGAUGCGAUGCAGAAAUGUAUAUGAAAAAGGAGUUGCUUACCAGUAAAAAUAAUGAGAAUGCUCCAGGAGCCAUGAACAAGUUUGGAAACAACCAAGGUGAAGAAGGGCCAGAGGCAAGUGAGGAAGAUGAGGCCGACUAUGAAAAUGCAGACAUCUUCACAGAGAGGGAUUUUGCUGAAGACAUCUACGAUGAAGACAGUGAGUCUUUAGACCUGGAGCAGCUCACUUCAUGUAAAUCUGGAAGGGAGAAUGACUAUGAAGAGGAUGACAACAUAUACGCAAACUAUGAGUAAAGGCCUUGUAAUACGAAUGCUGAUGCAGAGAUAUUGAUGCCAGGAAAGGCAUGAAAGGUUAGCUUUGUGAGUUGAAUUAUAAUGGCUUAAUUAAAAAACAACUUUAAAAAACAAAAUGUUCACUUAGUAGAUACGAGUAAUGGCUUUGUGUGAAUAUGAAUUACAAUUUCUACGUAAGUAGUUUGGGUGUAUUAUUUCUAGUUGUAUUGUUUCCAGGUACUUGUAUGAGAUUUUAGACCUGACUAUGUUAUAUAUAUUUAAAAAUAAUGACAUUAUAUUAUGACAUUAUUUACUUCAGUUUAAAAAGAGUGAUUGUCUUGAUGAAUUGGUUGAACGCAUUGAACAUAAUCUAUUAUUUCAUUUUUUAAGUAAAUAUAUUAAUACUUUAGACUAUUUCUCGUCUAUAACGUUCAGUGUGCUGUCAAAUAAUAGUCUGUAGCAAUGACUGGUUGUGAUGUGCUAAACUUGAGAUCUACUGUAUGACAAACUGUAAAAAAAAAAAAAAAAAACAUUUGUACUGUGUGUGUAAAUCUAACAAUAAUUUGAUUUCAGUGUACAUUUUCAAUUAUUGUAUGUAUGGCUUUAAAGAACAAGAAAUCCAUGAA